GGCAUCAAUUUUAUUUCAGUCCAUUUUUGUGUGAAAACUUCAGGAAGCCUUUGCUGCGUUUGUGCAUUGAAAAUCAGUGAGAAAAAUGUCUCGUAAUUAUUCAAAUUGUGUCUCAAGACUUAAAUGAAGGUUCUAGAAAGGUUUCGGUGAAGAAAAAAGUGCAUAAACUCUAGAGAAAAGUGCAGAAAAUAGUGCAAAAGGAUAGGAGCAAAUUAUAACACAUUCAACGUGAACGUUCAAUGGACAAAAUGGCAGAAGAUUACCAGAUUCCACGUCUGAUGGUCUUCCGUCCAACAUGGGAAGAGUUCAAGGACUUUGGCAAGUACGUUGAGUACAUGGAGUCUCAGGGGGCGCACAAAGCGGGUUUGGCAAAGGUUGUGCCACCAGUAGAAUGGAUUCCACGUAAAUCUGGAUACGAUAUUGAUAAGUUGGACAUAACAAUUCCAGCACCAAUAUGUCAAAUUGUAGCUGGAAAGCAAGGUCUCUAUCAGCAGAUAAACAUACAAAAACGUCCGAUAACAAUAAAACAAUUCAGUGAAUUGGCAAAAACUGAUCGGUAUGCAACACCAAAUCAUUUUGAUUUUGAAGAUUUGGAACGAAAGUAUUGGAAAAAUAUUAAGUAUGUUGCCCCAAUUUAUGGGGCAGAUGUCAAUGGUACCCUUACGGAUCCUGAAGUCAAGGAAUGGAAUAUUAAUACACUUGGUACCAUUUUGGAUUAUGUCAAUGAUGAUUAUGGUAUACAGAUUGAUGGCGUUAAUACGGCAUAUUUGUAUUUUGGAAUGUGGAAAACAACAUUUGCAUGGCAUACAGAAGAUAUGGAUCUAUAUUCCAUUAAUUAUUUGCAUUUUGGUGCACCAAAAACGUGGUAUGCUGUACCACCGGAGAUGGGGAGGCGACUUGAAAAGGUCGCCAAUACAUACUUUGAAGCCAGUUACAACAAUUGUAAUGCUUAUUUGAGACACAAAACAACACUCAUUAGUCCACAAAUAUUGAAGAAGCACAACAUUCCUUAUAAUAAGAUAACACAGGAAGCUGGGGAAAUCAUGAUAACAUUUCCUUUUGGCUACCAUUCGGGCUUUAAUCAUGGCUUCAAUUGUGCUGAAUCAACAAACUUUGCCUUGCCACGUUGGGUUGAGUAUGGAAAAAGGGCUAGUCAGUGUACCUGUAGUUCGGACAUGGUAAAAAUCUCUAUGGAUACCUUUGUGAAGCGUUUCCAGCCAGAAAAAUAUGAAAAUUGGCUUUUGGGUCAAGAUAUUGGACCCCAUCCUGAAGAUCCUCCACACAUUCUUUCACCUGCAAAUCCACCCACCGAUCAGGAUUUGCUCAUUAAUAGGAACAAUCCUGUAGUCCAGGAAGUUCUCAGUAAAAUGAAUAGACAGUGUAAUCCAACUAUGGGGCACACAAAGAAGUCUUUCAAGGAGAGAAAUCCUGAUCUCGAUAUGGAUGACAUUGAGCGCAAUCCACAUAUUCCUGAUGAUGUUAGGGCAGUGCUGAGUGGAGCAUUGACCCUUGAAAAUGCCGAUGAAGAGAGAUAUGAGCCUGAAGAACCAACAGAGGAAAUGGCUACUGACCAUGUAGAUGAUAUGAAUAUGGAGAAGAAACUUUCGGAUUUACUUUAUGAUUCAGGAAUAGGUCCUAAAGAUGGCAAAAGACUUAUGACGACCAACUGGACUUUUGCAGAUGAAGAGUUCAAGAAGACCAAAAGCCGAAAGAAGAGAAAGAAGUCUGAGGAUUUGAGUGAUGAUGACUACGAUUGGGGUGAAAUGGAGGAGAUGCGUAAGAUGCGAAGUCGCCGUGGUCGGGGAUCCAAUCCACCUCGACCACGUGGUAGGAAGCCCAAGAAGGAUACGACGGCGACGACUGAGGGUGGUGGUGAGGAGAAGAAUGGUGAAAAUGGUGAAAAACCAAAGAAACCAAGGCCACCUAAGAAAAUCAAAGUAACAGAAUUGGACUUGCUGAAUGUCAACAAGCCAGAAAUUACAGGGAAACGCGAGAGGAAGCCAACGGCUCAGGUGAUGGCAAAUCUUGAAUCUGAGAAGAUUUUGGCUCAGAUUCUGGAGCCAAUGAAGAAAUUCCAGGGGAAAAUACCAAAAACUGCAACACCCAAAAUACCCCAACAUCUCAAAACGCCAUCUGGAACUCAACAACAACAACAACAACAGCCGCCGCCGCCGCCGCCGCAGCAGCAGCAGCAGCCGCAGCAGCAGCAGCAGGCUUCAGCCCCAAAGCCGGCUGGGGAGUCAAAGGGGGCAGGAAAGAAGGAGAUCAAAAUGAUGGCGACAUCAUCGAAUGGGGAGAAUGGUGGAGUUGUAGGAGGAGGAGGCGGAGGAGAGGGUGUGCGCACAAAUCCAGACACGGCGACGAUGCCAGUGCCGAAGAAGCCGAAGGCCCCACGAAAGCCACGAAAACCAAAAGCUCAGCAGUCACCAUCCAUGUCGAUGACCCCAAAAGUGAGUGCCAAGAGUGUCGCGAGGCCAGCACUUGAGAUGGGAAAAGUCAAUAACAAGAUUGUGGACAAUUCACCGGGCAUCAGGAGUCUAACAGAAACACCAUUUGGAUCCUAUGGAAAGCCUCCUGUUGCAGGAACAGCUUCAUUGACGCCUGCGCCAAAAGUCGAAAAAUUCGACUACAUGCCUCCGAUGUCCAAUCAUCAUCAGCAUCAAGGCAUGAAUCAGAUGAUGAAUUCCAUGGCCAAUAAUCCGUUGAUGAGUACAAUGGGCAAUCCAAUGAUGAAUCCCAUGAUAAACAGCGUCAUGAAUUCCAUGGUUAAUUCCAUGAUGAACAAUGCCCAAGCAAUGAAUCCCCAGGCCAUGAGCAACAUCAUGAAGCAAUCUAUUACAAAUCCAAAUUCUCUACCGAAUCCCAUGAUUAAAGCCGGCGUUAAUCCUCUGCCGGCUGUCAAUAAGGCUCCUCCUCAGACUCAAAUGGUGAGACCACCAGCAGCUGCAGCAGCUGCUGCUGCUGCUGUUGCUGCUGCGGCUGCUGCUACGGCUCCAGUGAGACCACCACAGCAGCCUGUGGUCGUGAAGCAGGAGCCAAAAGUAGCACCCGUUGUGGUGAAGCAAGAGCCACAGCCAACUACGACGACACCUCCGACUCCGAAGCCAGCUCCUCCUCCCGUGAGGAAUAUGAAUUCCUCCAUGUCGUACUUGAGUGCUUUUAGUGAGUUCUUGGAGUCGCGCAAAACAAAUAAUUCCACCACUCCUGCUAAAGCUUACACUACAGGAAUUUCCAAGACACCAGCGGCACCUCAGAAGGCAAUCAAGGAGGACGUUAAGGAGAAGACACCACCGGAAACUGUUGCAGUGCUCAAGAGUGAACCACAGCAAAUUCAGGUGUAUCGCAUUUGUCCUGUCCAAAAUGUAGGUGAAGCAGGAGAUUCCACAGAAUCGAGCGCCAGAAAUGUCAGUGGAAAUGAUUGUGAAACAGUCUUCAGAGAGUCUCAAUGUCAAUUCCAAGGCUGUUAAAGUUCCAGCUGCAGCUGGAAGCACGACAAAUCGUCGUCGGAAGACACAACAGAAGCCACGUCAGAUAAUUAAGAAUCUUGAGUAUCAAUUUGGCCAGGAGGAUGGGUAUACGCCCAAUCUCAUGGUGUCCAAUUUAGCGAAUAAUCGUGUUGCUGCAGGAACAGGAGCAGGAGCAGGAGGAGCAGCCAAUGGGCAGAAUCAGCAACAAAAUCAGCAACAAGCGACGUUGCAGCAGAAUUUCGAUCUCACGUACCAGACUUACCAGCAAUUGAGUGAGUUCCAGGAGCAACAGCCCAAUACGAUGACAAUGUUGGGCAGUAGUAUUAUUGCAUCGCAGCAGGCUUUGCAAUCGUCUCUUGGGCUCAAUUAUACCAAUCCUGCCGCUCUCAGUGCACUGUACUCCACCUUUCCCACGCCCACAAACCGAAUGGGGCUCCUGACGGAUGAUAAUUAGGCAUCCUUGGGCCCUCUCGCUCCUGUUGCGUCCAAAGGUAGGACUCCUUAACAAUCUCCCCAUAUUGUAUACUUUCUUUUUUUUAAUUUUAUGUUAUGUCUGAAGUAAAAUCGUGAAAUCUUUCGCCUAAAAGUUGUAAUAAAAUCUACUUACUCUUUUACUCUUAUUUUUUUUCUUACUUGAAGUGUGUGCAGAUGAGUUUGUGAUGUAGAUAUUUAAAAAAAAAAGAAAGUAAGAUAAAAGAAAAAUUAAAAAAAAAGAAUACCAUAAAAAAGAAUUUUAAAAUGAUCUUAAGGAAUUAAAAUUUAGAAUUUAAACAUGAAUGAACAAAUAAUAAAAAAAAGAAUAAGAGAGAUUCACAAAGAAUGAGAUGAAGAAAAAAAUUAUUGUAUAAUUUUGAGUAAAAGAGAUUUUAGAGUGAAAUAGUGAAUAAUGAGAUGGUUUUGUUCUCCUAAAGUAUUUGUCUUUUAGUAAUGUAUUACUUGAAGAUUCAGAAAAGUAAUUAUUAUUAUUAUUAUUAUUGUAGUAAAAGCAGAUUACAUUAUAUUUUCUCUGAGACUGGAUGAAAAUAUGCAAAUGAAUAAAUAAAUAGAUAUUGAUUUUAAACUGAAAAA
Messenger RNA from Phlebotomus papatasi, 4535 nucleotides. RefSeq names its product probable lysine-specific demethylase 4B. Lineage: Eukaryota; Metazoa; Arthropoda; Insecta; Diptera; Psychodidae. The transcript has 8 exons. The record is from RefSeq and is a predicted model, not a curated record. Gene Ontology annotation, biological process: chromatin remodeling. Gene Ontology annotation, molecular function: histone H3K9 demethylase activity; histone H3K36 demethylase activity. Gene Ontology annotation, cellular component: nucleus. Bases 240 to 3467 code for a protein of 1075 amino acids.